AUGGGCCCCUGUACCGCCAUUCUCAUGCUUGCUGCCAGGCCCGUAAUCUGCCAUGGGCCCCCGUACCGACUCCUCAUGCUGCUGCCAGGCCCGUAAUCUGUCAUGGCCCCUGUACCGCCUCCUCAUGCUGCUGCCAGUUCCAGAGUGUGUCAUGGGUCCCUGUACGGCCUCCCAUUGCUGCUGUCUCCAUCGCCACACUCUGCCAUGUGCCACUUUCAGGUCUCCUCACACUGCUGGUGGGUUCCAUUUUUGUCAUAGGGUGCUGUAUGGCCUCCCAUUGCUGCUGCCUCCAACCACCACACUGUGGCUCCACACUCUGGUUUUGGCCCCGUGACUGCCCAAAUGAGUGAAGUGUGCGGUGAUUCUAAGAUCGACGGCACUCAUCUGCAUGUCAUACUGACUGAACAGUAUUAGUUCUCUUCCCCAGCAGACUCCAAGGGCAUUUAAAUUAAAGGUUACAGUGUGUUCUGCACUAAUAUUA
Molecule: messenger RNA, 481 nt
Organism: Staurois parvus
Lineage: Eukaryota; Metazoa; Chordata; Amphibia; Anura; Ranidae
Source: the annotation of a GenBank genome assembly